This is a messenger RNA of Plasmodium relictum, 2967 nucleotides long. Its product is annotated as protein kinase, putative. Gene Ontology annotation, biological process: protein phosphorylation. Lineage: Eukaryota; Apicomplexa; Aconoidasida; Haemosporida; Plasmodiidae. The record is from RefSeq and is a predicted model, not a curated record. Gene Ontology annotation, molecular function: protein kinase activity; ATP binding.
AUGGAUAUUGAAAAUAUGAUUCCAAAUAAUAAAUUUGAAAUAAAUGCUGAUAUAAAAUUAAAUGAGAGUUGUAAAAAAAAUAUAAGUAAACAAUUAAUGCAGAAAAAAUAUAUUUACCUGAAUACAUUAGGAGAUAAUUUGAGUUAUAAUGAGAUAAAUAAUAAUAAACAAUAUAAUUUACAUUAUAAAUUAAAGGAACCUAAUGAAAUAAAAAUACGUGAGGAAAUAAGAAAAAAUAAUAAAGAAAAUGAAAUAUAUUAUAAUGAUAGAAUUUCAUAUAUAAACAAAGAUAUAAAAUAUAUAGAAAAUAAAAUUCACAAUAAAAAUAUAAUACAACCAAAAUUUGUCAACAAUUAUUCAUAUUACAUAUCCACUUUGAACUUAACAAAAAAACGAUAUUCAAAUGUAGAAGGAUAUAAUAAAUAUGAUAAAUUUUCAAAUGUAUGCAUGCAUAAUAACAAUAGUGUGAAUAAAGAAAUUACAAGAAAAGGGAAACAUAUACUCGAAAAUGAAUAUAAUAAAACAUUAUAUUAUAGAAACAGUAGAAUACAUAACAAUAAAUGUAAUUUUUUAUUAAAGAAUGAAAUUUUCUAUGAUGAUAAAGAUUUAUCUAACUCAAAAGAAGCGAGCUUUAAAGAGUUUUUAAACGGUAAAAGUACAAAGAAAUGUACUGAAAAUGAAAAUUAUUUAAUUUUAACAAAAAAUGAAAUGAGAAAAUGUUCUUAUUGUUCUGGUAAUAUAAAUAAUUCACACACAUUAAAAAAAAAUUUUUUUAUUGUGGAAAACAAAAACUCAUAUACAACUUUAAAGAAUGAUCAAAAAUGUACUUUUAAUUUUAAUAAUUCGAAUAGUUAUUGUAGGCAAAACCCUAUGGAAUUUCCUAGUAUUCUUACAAAUUAUUUUCCUUACGAAAGCAAAGAUAAUUGUUUAAGUGGAAAUGCACUACCUAAUAAAUUAGAUAAUAUAUCUCUUCAUAAAAGUAAAAAAAAUUAUCAUUUGAAGGAUAUUAAUCUUUUUGAUUUUCUAAAGGGUAAUGAAAAUACUUCAUAUAAUUUUAAUGAUAAAAAUAAUAAAAAAAAAAAUUUAUCUAAUUGUAAAAAUGAUUCAAUUAAAUUAUAUUUUGAUAAAAAUCAAAUAAAUAAUUUUAUCCUCACAUAUGAUCAAAAGUACUCAACAAAAAAUAUAGAAAAAAAAAAAAAUGAAUUUGCAGAAUAUAGUCUAUAUAAAGAAUCAUGCUGUUUAAAUAAUGAAAUAAAUAAUCAAAUUUAUAGAUCAAGUAAAGGAAAUAUUGAAAAAGAAAUUAUACAAUUGAAUGGUGUUUCAACAAUUGAAUGGUGUUUCAACGAAAGAAUGUUAAAGAAACAGGAGUUUCAAUUAGAAUUUAAUAAUUCUUUUGUUAUAAAAGACGAAGAAUUUCAAAAUGAAAAUAAAAUAGAAAAUAUAGAUAAUAAUAAAGAUGCAGAUAGAAAUAAUAUUAUAAAUAUAAAUGAAGAUAAAUGUAAAAGUAAAAUUACAAAUAUAUGUAAAAAUCAUGUAAAAGAUAGAGAUAAGAAUAAGGAUAAUAAUGAAGAUGAAAUUAAAAAUGAAGUUAAAUACGCAAAUAGGAAUAAAAAUAAUAAUGAAGAUGAAAUUAGAAAGGAAGUUAAAUAUACAAAUGGGAAUAAAGAUAAAAAUGAAGAUGAAAUUAAAAAAGAAGAAGAAUAUACAAAUAGGAAUAAAGAUAAUAAUGAAGAUGAAAUUAAAAAUGAAGAAGAAUAUACAAAUAGGAAUAAAGAUAAUAAUGAAGAUGAAAUUAAAAAGGAAGUUAAAUAUACAAAUAGGAAUAAAGAUAAUAAUGAAGAUGGAAUUAAAAAUGAAGAAGAAUAUGCAAAUGAGAAUAAAGAUAAUAAUGAAGAUGAAAUUAAAAAUGAAGAAGAAUAUGCAAAUGAGAAUAAAGAUAAUAAUGAAGGUGAAGUUAAAAAUGAAGAAGAAUAUACAAAUGAGAAUAAAGAUAAUAAUCAAGAUGAAGUUAAAAAUGAAGAAAAAUAUGAUGAUAAAUAUGUACAAAAUGAUUUAUGUAAAGUAGGUGAAAAAUUAAAGGACCAAUCAAAAUAUAAAGGAGUAAGUAUAUUUUUUAACGGUGAUAGAAGGUUUUUUUUUUUUGAUAUUCCACCUAACGAAAUAAUAGAAAGAAAAAAUAUUAAAAUAAUUGAACUAGUAAGUGAGGGAAGUUUUGGUGUUGUUUACAAAGCUAUAUGGAAUAAUAAAAUUGUUGCUGUAAAAAAGGCUCAUGAAAAAAUGUCUUUAGAGGCUAUGAGAUCAAUUGUAAGAGAAAUGAAUACAUAUAGAUCUGUUUCUCAUGAUUACAUUAUACAGUAUUAUGGAGUGUGUAUAGAAGAAUCUUUCAUUGGAAUAGUUAUAGAAUAUUUAAGUAAGGGAAAUGUUUUCGAUAUAUUAUACAAUAACUCAGUGGAUUUGUCAUAUGAAGUUCGUUUAAAUAUGGCAAUUCAAUUAGUGCGUGUAGUUAAUUAUCUUCAUGAAAAUGAAAAGUUAGUUCAUAGGGAUUUAAAAACUAGCAACUUAUUAUUGGAUGAAAAGUUUAAUUUAAAAUUAUGUGAUUUUGGAAAAACAAGAAAAUUAGACAAAAAUGGAAAGAUAGUUCUGGAAGAUAAUGGAGGAUCUCCUCGUUAUAUGGCCCCUGAAUGUUUUAUUGAUAAAAAUAUAAUAAAUGAAAAAGCUGAUAUAUGGGGACUUGCCUGCUGCUUGAUUGAAAUUUUUGGUGGUUUAAUUCCAUUUCAACAUAUAAAACAGAAGGAAGAUGUUAUUAUUGAAAUUUUAUUAAAUAAAAAAAAACCUGAGAUACCCAAUUGGUUUCAUCCGGACCUUCUAAGCAUAUUAGAAAGAAGUUUUUGUACAGAUCCUAAUAAAAGACCUUCAUGUGAAGAAUAUUUAAAAUUACUUCUAAAGUUCUCAUCAAAAAACAUAUAA